AUGCCUCGUAUGGAUAUGUGGACUUGUUGCCCCGCAAGAUGCCGAUGUUUGCGUUCGUGCCCUUUGCAAGAUAGAGGACAACCUUCAAACCAGCUAAAGGAGCUUGCUGCUGAAGUUCAGCACUUUCUCGUCAUUCGUCAGGAUGCCGCACGUCAACGUCGUGGAUUCGCAAAAGAGUCGAAAUCACGCUCUGGACACAAGCGAGGAUUCUGCAAAAAUUUUCCGGAGAAGAAGAAUCGGAAUGCGAAACGAAAGCGGAAGUCUGCCAACACAGUCACUAUAGCUUCGACUCGUGCUGACGUCGCUGUAAACCGCAUCUACCGUAGAGUACAGAUUGAUGGGAAGACAGUACGCAUGCGCCUUGAUACUGGAGCAGACGUAACAUUACUGAGCACUGCAGACUGGACCGCCAUGGGUCGACCGAAGCUGCAAUGCAUUGAACUGAAGUCUGCCAACAACGAACCGAUCAACGUUCGUGGAUGCUACGAAUGCAACUUCAUUAUUGACGGUCAUCUAGGAUAUGGUACUUGCCAUGUAGCCGACACGCCAUCGCUGUUGGGCUUAGAUUGGAUCGCCCAACACGAGCCACUGUUCCGUCACUUGACAGAAGGCUCCAUCUGCAACAUCUCUUCAAGGACGCUCAGCACCUUGAAUUCUUCUCUCGCAACGCUCCUGAGGAAGAAGUUCCCAGCAGUCUUCGUUCUGGACUGGGAUGUUGCUCGCCCGGUGCCCUAUGCUGCUAUGCCAAGGAUUUCAACCGAAAUCGAUCGGCUUGUGUCUAUACAUGUGCUGGAGCCCGUUGAUCACUCAGAAUGGGCAGCACCCAUCGUCGUCGUUCAGAAGAAAAAUGGAUCGAUCCGCCUCUGUGCAGACUACUCAACCGGACUGAACGAUCUCGGCUUGGCCGAAGCAUAUCUCCAACUGGAAGUGGACGACGUCUCAAAACAGCUCCUCACUAUCAACACGCACCGUGGACUGUAUCGCUUCAAGCGACUACCAUUUAGAGUGAAACCAGCUCCUGGUAUAUUCCAACAAUGUAUGGAUGCUCUUAUCGCUGGAUUAAAUGGAACUGCCGCCUAUCUCGACGACAUAUUGGUUACUGGUAGAACCAUCGGCGAACACAAUGCCCGACUAGAGGCUGUACUCAAGCGGAUUCAAGACUACGGAUUCCGCGUUCGACUCGACAAAUGUGCUUUCAUGCAGACGGAGAUCACUCACCUUGGGUUUGUCAUCAACGCACAAGGUCCUGGAAAGAUCAAAGCUAUCCAGAAGAUGCCCGCUCUAAAAGACGUAAGUCAACUUCGCUCUUUUCUGGGACUCAUCAAUUUCUAUGGAAACUUCGUCAAGGAUCUCCAGAAUCUACGCGCUCCUUUGGACGCUCUUACGAAGAAGGAUGUUGUCUACACAUGGACACUGGAGUGCCAGUCUUCUUUCGACAAGAUUAAGGCAAUCCUAAGCUCGGAUCUCCUGUUGACCCACUUUGACCCAAGUCUCCCGAUCAUCGUUGCUCAUGCUUCAAAUUACGGAAUGGGAGCAACCCUCUCACAUCGCUUUGCAAAUGGAUGCGAGAAGGUUAUUUAUCACGUAAGCCGUUGCCUGACACAACCACAGAAGAACUACAGCCAGAUUGAAAAGGAAGCACUCGCCCUCAUUUUCGCCGUGCAGAAGUUCCUUCGUUUCAUCCAUGGACGACAUUUCACGCUGAGGACCGACCACAAACCACCUUCGGCAAUCUUCGGAAGCAAGAAAGGAGUUCCAGUCUACAGUGCCAACCGUCUUCAGCGAUGGGGCACGACGCUGCUCAACUACAGCUUUACUGUCGAGUACAUCAAUACAAAGGAUUUCGGCCAAGUGGACGCUCUUUCACUCCUCGUCACUAUCAUCGAUACCGGAGGACUACGUAAUCGCUUCAAUAGAUGCUGA
Messenger RNA from Necator americanus (New World hookworm), 1923 nucleotides. RefSeq lists its product as uncharacterized. The transcript is spliced from 4 exons. The coding region runs from base 1 to 1923 and encodes 640 amino acids. Gene Ontology annotation, molecular function: aspartic-type endopeptidase activity. The record is from RefSeq and is a predicted model, not a curated record. Gene Ontology annotation, biological process: proteolysis. NCBI's taxonomy places the organism in Eukaryota, Metazoa, Nematoda, Chromadorea, Rhabditida, Ancylostomatidae.